Molecule: messenger RNA, 1518 nt
Organism: Stereum hirsutum FP-91666 SS1
Lineage: Eukaryota; Fungi; Basidiomycota; Agaricomycetes; Russulales; Stereaceae
Exons: 2
Coding region: 1-1518 (505 amino acids)
Source: RefSeq, a predicted model, not a curated record
AUGCGACAGCCAUGGAAAAUACCUACAUCCUAUGCCCUGUCAAACGAACUCGCCAUCUCGCUGUGGCGACUCUUCACGGAACUUCCCGCGAAAACGCCACGCAACAAUAACGUGAACGUUCCUUUGUCUGCUGCACUCGAACAGUGGUUUCCUUCGACCACCAUCAUCACCCAAACUAGUGAUAUCAACAUUGGUACGCUCUUCAACUCUCAGUCUAGCUCUUAUACUUACAAGGCUAAUUUAUACAAUCCUCCCCUUGGUCAUAGGAUGUCGCGCCGUUUCCUUGCGCCCGAACUCGUCACGUAUAUCCUUGAAUGGGUUCUGUGUCAGCCUGACACACAACGAAUCCAUGCCGAGGUGUCUACUCUUCGCUCAUGCACCCUGGUUAGCAAGGACUGGACUGCCCCCGCGCAGAGGCUCCUCUUCCAUCGCGUCACGACGCGAGUAAACGUUUUCUCCCAGAAGUCUAUUCCUGACCUUGAUAGAUUCCUGACGCAUCAACGGGGCAUCGGAAAUCGUAUCCUCUCCCUCGACCUAGGCGUGCGCAUCUCUCCUCCAAACAAGAAGCCAAGGCCCGGAACGCCUGCAUUCCCUGUCACUUCUCUGGAACAGAUACUUUCCAACUGUCCUCACCUAUAUCACCUUGGCCUCCGCAUCAACAUAUCUAGCUUCGAGGAAGACGAGGUUGCUCGUCUGUCUGCGUUAUCACUGAACAUCCGGUCACUCGACGUCGUCUUCUACUGCGAAAUGUUGGAGUCGAUCACCCAACUCUUUUUCAUCUGGCCAACAAUCCGUCACUUUUCCUACCGAAACUCCUGCAAAAAUAAGGUCGUGGAUCUUCCGGCAAUUCCAUCUGAGCGACCUCCCAUCGCUCUCUACGAACUUGUACUUCAUUCGCAUUUAUACAAACGCGUACUGGACUGGCUACUUCCUCCGCCGAAUAGCAAAGAAACGGACUUUCGACCGUCGUUGCGUAUCCUCGAAAUGUCGAUACCAGAGUUAUUCGAAGGGAACCAUUGGCACUACGGACCGUACGCGCCGUUCGUUCAAUCUUUGCGGCUCUCCGAUACACCACAGAUCAACAAUCUGGCAGGAAGUCUUCGGUCUUUCGAGAAUCUAGAAGAGCUCGUCCUCAAGGAUUGUUUUCAGAUGUGGUGGACUUUCGACUAUCUGCCGCCGACGUUGAGGCAUUAUAGGUAUCACAACUCCAGCAAUGUAUGGAGGGAGAGUCGUGGGAUUUCUACGGGAAGGUGGGUGCUGAAACAGUGUCCGGAGCUGGAGACCUUCACGUCGAAUCAUGGUGCGAGUGGGCUGUAUGCGGAUGUAUAUGAGGAUUUGAAGCGGGAGUGUGCGAAGAAAAAUGUGACAUUCAACGUGGAUCCUCGGAUACAUUUUACGUCCGACUAUCCUGUCCCCGUCGACAAAUUCACCCGCCUUCGUACCUUGGACAACCUCUAUCAGAUGAAGAAGAGUCGUCCUUUGGUUACGUCUACCGACCAAAACUCGAUGGUGUAUUGA